AUGUCCAAGGUAUUCAUCACAGGAGUAACAGGAUACAUUGGCGGUGAUGUCUUAUCCCAGCUCAUCGUUCAAUAUCCCACCUUCACAUAUCGGGUCCUCGUCCGCACAGAAGAGAAAGGAAAGCAAAUCCAAGCCCGAUAUCCCCAAGUGCAGAUAGUAUACGGUGAUCUCAACGACUCGACUAUUCUAAAGGAGGAGAGCGCCCAUGCAGAUAUCAUCAUCCCCAACAAACCAAACCCAGAUUCUGCCGACGCAGCAGACAACCUCCCAGCUGCGAAAUCCAUCGUCGCAGGCAUUGUUCAAGGCCAUACCCCAGAGCGACCGGCAUACUGGCUCCACACCAGCGGAGCAGGGAUCUUCAGCUACAUCGACGAAGACGAGAAAACAUACGGCAUGAAACGAGCCAAGAUCUUCGACGAUUGGGAUGGCAUCAAAGAGAUAGUCUCCAUCCCGGACCAUGCAUUCCACAGAGACGUGGACAAGGUCGUGCUCGAGGCAGCGGGCGCUCAUGCAGAUGUAUUGCGUGCGGCUAUUAUCUCACCCGUCACAGUUUACGGUGUUGGUCGUGGACCCUGUUCACAGCGUAGUCGACAGGUUUAUGAGUUGGCGCGGACGACGAUUAAAUGGGGGAAAGCUCCUAUUAUUGGACUGGGAGAGUCUAUGGGGACUAAUGUUCACAUCCAUGACUUGACGGAUCUGUUCGUUUUGUUUGUACAGGGUGCGCUAGAUGGGAAUGAGCUACUAUGGGGUCCUGAAUCAUAUGUCCUUGCGGAGAAUGGGGAGCAUUGCUGGGGAGAUCUGGCGAGGUCAAUUGCACGGAUUGCCGUUGAGGCAGGAUUCAUAUCGAGUGCUGAGGAGCAAACCAUGGACAUUCAGCAGGCUCGGGAUCAGGCUGGAUUUGAGGCUGCCAGUUGGGGGCUAAAUGUUCGGUGUCGGGCCCUUCGCGCGCGUAAGCUGGGCUGGAAGCCGACCCGGCCGAGUCUAGAGGCUGAAUUACGGGAGAUCAUUCAAGGGGAGUGGGAUUUACUGCAGUGA
Penicillium nucicola is the source of this 1035-nucleotide messenger RNA. RefSeq lists its product as uncharacterized. The coding region runs from base 1 to 1035 and encodes 344 amino acids. NCBI's taxonomy places the organism in Eukaryota, Fungi, Ascomycota, Eurotiomycetes, Eurotiales, Aspergillaceae. The record is from RefSeq and is a predicted model, not a curated record. The transcript has 4 exons.